Molecule: messenger RNA, 4899 nt
Organism: Pieris napi
Lineage: Eukaryota; Metazoa; Arthropoda; Insecta; Lepidoptera; Pieridae
Gene: pod1
Product: coronin-7
Exons: 21
Coding region: 218-3829 (1203 amino acids)
Molecular function (GO): protein binding
Source: RefSeq, a predicted model, not a curated record
CGUUGACAGUCUGAAUUGGGAUAUCGAUCGGUAUUUCGUUAGUCGCUAUUGUAAUGUCGCUACACUCUGGUUGUUAUUAUUGAAAUGGCCGACGUUUAGGGGGAGUGUCUCGAAGAUACAUAUUAUCUAAACUGUAAUUGAUAUUAGAUUAAAAUAAGGCAGUCGCCGUGGCGAAGGUUCACAUUCUAAAAAGACUGAACAAUAAAAUUGGAUUAAAAUGGCUUGGCGUUUUAAAGCUUCGAAAUAUAAAAAUGCAGCACCAAUAGUGCCCAAACCAGAAGCAUGUGUAAGGGAUGUAUGUGUUGGUUCUUACCAGACUUAUGGAAACAACAUAUGUGCCUCAGCAUCUUUUAUGGCUUUCAAUUGGGAGCAUGUAGGGUCGAGUAUGGCAGUAUUGCCUUUAGAUGAUUGUGGGAGAAAGAGCAAGACAAUGCCUCUGCUUCAUGCUCAUUCAGACACCAUAACUGAUAUGGAUUUUUCGCCCUUCCAUGAUGGAAUACUUUUAACUGGCUCUCAGGAUUCUCUGGUGAAAGUCUGGCACAUACCCCCAGAAGGCCUGAAAGAAUCUAUCUCGACACCUGAAUGUUCACUGUCUCAGAAGCAACGGAGAGUAGAGAACGUAGGUUUCCACCCUGUCGCUGAUGGACUAAUUCAUGUUGCAUCAGGUCAUGAACUAGCACUGUGGGACUUGACUAAGCAGAAGGAAGCUUUUGUUAACAGAGAUCAUACGGAAGUCAUUCAAUCUACUUCGUGGAAGAAAGACGGCAAACUGGUCGCCACAUCGUGCAAAGACAAGAAAGUCCGAAUCCUGGAUCCUCGCGUCGAGAGUCCAGUUCUGAGCGUCGCAAACAGUCAUCAGAACAUUAAGGACAGCCGCCUCGUUUGGCUCGGCGAUAGCGAUCGAGUACUAACCACCGGCUUCGACUCGGCUCGUUUACGUCAAAUCAUGAUUCGCGACGUUCGAAAUCUAACGCAAGCGCAGAAGACGUUGGAGCUGGAUUGUUCGACGGGAGUGCUGAUGCCGCUGUUCGACCCCGACACGAACAUGCUUUUCCUCGCCGGCAAGGGCGACACGACCAUUUUGUACAUGGAGUUGACGGACAAGGAGCCGUACCUGAUCGAAGGCUUGCGGCACUCGGGUGAACAGACGAAAGGGGCGUGCCUGGUGCCGAAGCGCGCGCUGCGCGUCAUGGAGGGCGAGGUGAACCGAGUCAUGCAGCUCACGGGCUCGUGCGUCGUGCCCAUCAUGUACCAAGUGCCCAGAAAGAGCUACCGGGAGUACCACGCCGACCUGUACCCGGACACCUGCGGCGCCGCCACCUUCCUCAGCGCGCCCAUGUGGCUCGACGGGCUGGACCAUCCCGUGCCCGCCAUAUCCUUGCAUCCCGAAGCCAACAACUGUACGCAGGUACACCGUGGCGAUUUGGAAGAGUUAGUGAAAAAAAUACUAGCGAUGCCGAUCCAAAAGAAAAGUGAUAAAAAAAUAGUGACGCAAACACACGCAGACGCGAAACCGCCCGAGCCCCCGAUCGCGACCCCCGACAGAGAAGACGACAGAAUAGAUUUCGUAAACGUCAAAGACAUGAUCAAAGGCAUGGAGAAGCAAAAGACAGAGCCGAAAGAACACUCGAAGGAAAACGGAUUCCUUAAGAAAAGUAACGGGCACGAGGAAAAAGAAGAUUCGAAAAGAGACAGCUUAGAUAAGACGGAUUCGGAGUCGAGCGAAAGUUCAAUGAACGGGAUCCAAGCCCCGAAGCCUCUGCCCAGGUCUUCCAUAUCGGAGGCCGGCUCGGCCGCCGACGACGGUGAGGCGCCCAAACCGAAACCCAGGACUACGGCGGCGCCCGUUUCGGGCUAUAAGCCCCGCCUCGGCCCGAAACCCUUUUCGGCCUCGACGGGAACCGAAGAGUUUUCCUUCGACAGAGUAUUCUCCGUGCCGGCCGUUCCCGGAGUCGACAAGAGCGAUUCCUCCACUCCGCCGGCGUCGGCGCCGAUUUCGAGCUCUCCGGCGACGACGACUCCCGUCUCCCGAGAGGCCGACGACGAGAAGUCUCUCUCUCCCGCCGCCGACGCGGAAGUCGCGCCCAAAGAAGAGUACACGAACGGCAAAUCCGACGCGAGCGUCGAAGAAGAUCUCGACGGCUCGGACGGGGGACCCGGGCCCAAGACGCCGACCACCGCCGACCGACGCCGCCUCUUCGAGACCACGGACGGAGUGAAGUCGAUCGCGGAUCGGCGACGAGCAUACGAAGUGCGCUCCCUGAGCUCCGCGCCCGAGGCGGAGGCGCCUCUCUCGCCCGCCCCGCUCAGGCGAAGGGACUCCUUGAAGUCUCGCAAGAGUCCAGAUCGAGAGGAGAAACGUUCGUCCGUUCCGAACGUCGCCACCAAACGCACUUCGACCGUUUUCGGUAAAGUGUCCAAGUUCCGUCACCUGAAGGGCACGCCGGGGCACAAGUCGACCCACGUCGAGAACAUCAAGAACGUCAGCCGACAGAUCUCCGGGGAGUGCGACGGAUUCUGCGCGAACGCCGUCCGCUGCGCCGUCCCGGUGAGCGCCGGCGCCGGCGGCGGCCGGGUGGCCGUCGUGGAGCUGCCGACGGGCGCCACGCCCUUCGCCACGGCGCCGCCCUCGCACCCCGCCGGCCUGCACCCGCCCGCCCUGCUGCACCCGGCGGCCCUGCAGGACUUCGCCUUCGACCCCUUCCGGCCGGAGCGCCUCCUCGUCGCCUGCGACGACGGCGCGAUCCGCGAGUGGAUCGUGCCCGACGGCGGCCUCACCGCCCCGACGAGCGAACCCGAGCGGACGUUCGCCGCGCACGCGGACAAGAUCUACGCGAUCCGCUUCCACCCGACCGCCUCCGACCUGCUGGCCACCGCCGCGCACGACCACUCGGUGAAGAUCUGGGACCUCGCCGCCGAGCCGCCGACGGCGGCCAUCACGCUCGCCGGCCACGCCGACCAGAUCUUCGCGCUCGCCUGGUCGCAGUACGGCGAGUACCUCGCGACCGUCUGCCGGGACGGCUACGUCAGGAUUUACGAGCCGCGGGCGUCGAGCGAGCCGCUGCGCCGGGGCCGGAGCGCCGCGGGCGGACGAGGGGCGCGGCUCGUGUGGGCGCUGCGGGACUCGCACCUCGUGGUCACGGGCUUCGACAAGGUGUCCGAGCGCCAGAUCCUGCUGUACAAGGCCGCCGACCUGUCGGCGCCCGUCUGCACGGUCGGCCUGGACGUCUCGCCGGCGAUUCUGCUGACGCACAUCGACCACGACUCCGGCACUCUGUUCCUGACGGGCCGGGGCGACUCGACCAUAUAUUGCUACGAGGUGACUCCGGAGCCGCCCUUCCUGUGCGCUCUGUCGCACCAUCGCUCCUCGUCGCUGCAUCAAGGGAUCUGUUUCUUGCAAAAGAACGCGCUGGCCGUCGAAAAGGUGGAAUUCGCGAGAGCGCUUCGCCUGACGAACGGAAACGUGGAGCCGCUGUCCUUCACGGUGCCUAGGAUCAAGAGCGAGCUGUUCCAAGACGACCUGUUUCCUCCCACGCUCGUGACGUGGCGGAGCUGGCAGACGGGGCGCCGAUGGCUCGAGAGGCGACCCGCGACGCCCGAGGUGGCGAGCCUGCAGCCGCCGGGCAUGGAGCCGCUGUCGGCCCGCGCCGCGCCGCCGGCCGCGCCCAAGGGCAAGCCGAAGCCGGACCUCGUCGAGGCGCACGUCCCGCUCGACGCCAAGGAGAAGCAGAACAGCAUAAUGAAAUCGAUGAGCGCCAGAGUGACCGUCAACCUCAAGCUGGAGCAGGACGCCAUGGAGGGCGUCGACGACUCGGAGUGGGAGCAGUGAGGCUCUCUUCGACGCGGCCGCCCUUCGACGGCGUCGACGGAACGAGUCUCGUUUCGAUAUCGUCUCAAUAUCGUGCCCUAUAAAACACGAAUCGUAUAAUAUCGUAGUUUUUAUCCUUAAGAAGCCUCACCUCUCGUCACAUUCCUACGGCUGCCGUUCGAGCAUUUAUCAAACUAUCCAAAUACUUACGUAAACAUAGAGGUAGAUAAGAAAAUGUAGGACCUUCGAUUUUAAGGAAUUGAUCUUCGAGUGACAGUCGCCGUUUCAAUAUUUUAUAGAUUUUUAAGUAAACGUCGAAACGAAAGCGUCGGCGCCGCCGGCUGAUGCCGGACGUUCUGAAAUAUCGACGAAAUCUUAGCACUUUUUAUAUCGAUAUUUUACGAACUAUAUUAUAGUUACACGUCACGUUUUGCUCAAAAUGCCAAAGAAUUUUCUUGAAAAAUUUCUAUUAGAGGCAAUUUUUUGAUAGUUAUUAUUAUUUUUUAAUGAAUGAAUUCGAAUAUAAUGAAUUUGCUGCAAAAAAUUGCGCCGUACUCGGGAGUCAGAUUAGCUUUGACGAGACCGAGCCGGAACCGCGCUCUAUCGAGUCGCUAUUUGUAAAAAGCUUCCUUUCUCGCUCGCACCCGCGCCGCGCCGGGGCUUCAGGGUGCGCGAGAGGGGGACGGGUACCUACGCUUUCGUACUACUUAAAACUUAUGUAUAGAGUAUUUUAUUCGCUAGUCAAAAGUAAAACGUAUGAUAUUUUCAAUUGUAUUAUUUUCGUCGAAUUAAGCUUUACAUUGCUUUAACUUUGUUCGGUGUGAUCGGUUCGACGAUCGAUAUUAUUUAGUGAUAGCGUUUUUGUGGACAAAUACGGAGACACAAUUGUUUAGAGACUAAACGAAACAUUAUUUUUUAAUUAAUAUCGAUCGUCGCCAGCUUCGCCCCGAUUAGUGACGUCACCCGACACGGUAAGAAACUUCACGCACCAAUUUAUUAAUUUUUAUUUAACAUUGUGAGUGAAUAGAACUCUUAAUUAUAACAUAUCAAGUUCUGCCUUGGUUAUUUAACUGUCGAUUUCGUCGAGUUAC